UGCUGCCGCUGCCGCUGUAACAUCGUCUUACUCAUCAUUGGUGCCUUCUGUUGCUGUGACUCCGAUGGCUCAGUCUCACCGGUUGAAGAAAGCUCCAUCAACGGAGUCCACAUCUGGAAAGUCUGACAGGAGCAUUUUUAAGGAGUAUGCAGUGUCCAGGCCUUCAAAUGCCAUCGAUAAUUCAUCUCAGCUAUCUGCAAUGAAGAACCAGCAUCCAAAUGGUGUUUCCCUUAGCAACAGUGAAGGUGUGUCAAAUGUAAAAAUCUUGAGUAAACCUACGGAUCACACGGGAAUGAAUAGCUCUGAGAGCACGCAUGGGCAAUCUAUGCUAUUGACAUAUGGAAAUGGAACAAAUUCUGAGAAGAAUGAUUUUGGCAGCUCCCAAAACAAGGGUUCAACUCAAUGGAAGACCAGUGGGAGUGUAGUUGGAAAUCAGCAGGGCAGGGUGGUUGGUGCUGCUGCAAGUCCUAGGAGAUAGAUUGGAUGAUGUCAUUACCUAACAAUGCUCGGAAUUUUACAUUGCUUGCAAUGACAUGAUGUGUUUUGUUAUGCUGAGUACUAAACAUUGCUUGCGAUGAUG
This is a messenger RNA of Coffea arabica (coffee), 580 nucleotides long. RefSeq lists its product as uncharacterized. Lineage: Eukaryota; Viridiplantae; Streptophyta; Magnoliopsida; Gentianales; Rubiaceae. The record is from RefSeq and is a predicted model, not a curated record.